AUGGCUCCGAGACGUGCGGUUAACGGAGAUAGGGAGGAAGAGGGACGGGAGGAGGUGCAACCCCCUUCAGAUGCUGCUACACGUUUACUUGAAGGAAUGGCUCAAUUAUUUGAGCAGUAUGCAAGUAAUGCUCAUAGGGGAGGGCAGCAGGACAUCUAUGUGCAGUUUAGGAGAAUGGAUCCUAAAGAUUUCUCGGGUACUACUGAUCCAUUUGUGGCGGAGGGAUGGAUCCGAUCAUUAGAGGUGAUCUUCCGAUAUAUGAAUAUGGUAGAUGCUGAUAGGGUUCGUUGUGCCAUAUAUCUGCUGAAAGACGACGCUUCCUUAUGGGGGUGCCAUUUUGUACCCCUUAUUGCCAACGACGCUGCUAAGAAACUCAGGCACUUCUUGGACGGUCUCAGGCCUACUAUCCGCCGAGAUGUUCUCCUCACAAACCCAGCUGCGUAUAAUGAUGCUGUUAAUGGAGCUUACAGGGCAGAGCAGUCUUUGAAAGACAUAGAAUGGGAGAUGCAGAGAAAGAGGCCACAACCACAACAGCAGAAUAAGAAGCCUUACACGGGGCCACAGAAAGGACAGCAAAAGCCUCUGGGGAACCCCAAGCAACAACUGAGAGCAGCUGCCCCAAAGACCGAGGAGAAGCCACUGUGCAAGGAGUGCAACCGCCAGCACCAUGGCAAAUGCAUGUGGGGUACCUACAAGUGCUUCAACUGUGGAGAAGAGGGACAUAAAGCUCUGGAUUGCCCAAAGAAGAAACAACCUAUGAUUGGUCGAGCUUUUGUGAUGCAUGCCAAGGAGGCGGAGCCAGACACUACGCUUAUCACAGGCAGAAUAUUCAUCGCAGGCAUAGGUACCUAUGCAUUGCUAGAUUCUGGGGCUACACACUCAUUUAUAUCUGAGACCUUCUUAAAGCGACUAGGAAUCUUACCAGAAGACAUGGAUGUGGGAUUUAGAGUCAUAGUUCCCUCGGGUGAACAAAUGUUAUCUACCAAGAUGGUAAAGGAUAUUGAGCUUAGACUACAGAGGAAGGUGGUUCGGGUAGAUUUUAUUGUGUUGCCAAUGCCUGAAUUCGACAUUAUUUUGGGGAUAGACUGGCUAUCACGGAAUGGAGCUUCGAUUGAUUUUCGACAGAGGACAGUAUCUAUCAGACUGUCUAGCGGGGAAAUGUUUACUUUUGAGGCAGUUCAAAACAAGCAAUUGCCGCCUAUUAUUUCUUGUAUAGGUGCAAAGAAGCUUUUGCGUAGAGGUUGCCGAGGAUUUCUGGCUAGUAUUAUUUUAGUACCUGAUGUCAUCCGUCAGAAGAUUGAGGAUGUUGAAGUUGUCAGAAACUUCCCUAGCGUAUUCCCUGAGGACAUUUCAGGCAUUCCACCUGAGAGAGAGGUGGAGUUCUCUAUUGAGCUGAUGCCAGGGACGGUGCCAAUCUCUAAGGCACCAUAUCGACUGGCACCUGUAGAAAUGAAAGAGCUAAAAGAUCAAAUUCAAGAGCUACUGGAUAAAGGAUUCAUUCGUCCGAGUUUUUCUCCAUGGGGCGCGCCAGUAUUAUUUGUGAAGAAAAAGGAUGAAAGCAUGAGGCUCUGUAUCGAUUAUCGAGAACUGAACAGAGUCACAAUAAAGAACAAGUAUCCCUUGCCUAGAAUUGAGGACUUAUUCGAUCAACUGCAAGGAGCUUCAGUAUUCUCAAAGAUAGACCUUCGUUCAGGAUACCAUCAGUUGAAAGUAAAGGAAGCAGAUGUCUACAAGACGGCCUUCAGAACUCGGUAUGGACACUAUGAAUUUAUGGUAAUGCCAUUCGGGAUGACAAAUGUCCCAGCGAUCUUCAUGGAUCUCAUGAAUCGCGUAUUUCGACCAUAUCUUGAUCAGUUCAUCAUUGUGUUCAUAGAUGAUAUUCUGGUCUACUCGAAGGACAGAGAGGAGCAUAGGCAACACUUGAAGAUAGCCUUACAGAUAUUGCAGGAUCAAAAGUUGUUUGCCAAAUUCAGCAAGUGCGAGUUUUGGCUAGAGAAAGUGGCAUUCUUAGGACAUAUUAUCUCGAGAGAUGGAGUUGAAGUUGAUACUUCUAAAGUUGAGGCAGUCAGAGAAUGA
Messenger RNA from Zingiber officinale, 2076 nucleotides. RefSeq lists its product as uncharacterized. Gene Ontology annotation, molecular function: zinc ion binding; nucleic acid binding. The transcript is spliced from 3 exons. The record is from RefSeq and is a predicted model, not a curated record. NCBI's taxonomy places the organism in Eukaryota, Viridiplantae, Streptophyta, Magnoliopsida, Zingiberales, Zingiberaceae. Bases 1 to 2076 code for a protein of 691 amino acids.